Toxorhynchites rutilus septentrionalis is the source of this 768-nucleotide messenger RNA. RefSeq names its product 60S ribosomal protein L35a (gene RpL35A). The transcript has 3 exons. The record is from RefSeq and is a predicted model, not a curated record. Gene Ontology annotation, molecular function: structural constituent of ribosome. Lineage: Eukaryota; Metazoa; Arthropoda; Insecta; Diptera; Culicidae. The coding region runs from base 171 to 689 and encodes 172 amino acids. Gene Ontology annotation, cellular component: ribosome; cytosolic large ribosomal subunit. Gene Ontology annotation, biological process: cytoplasmic translation; ribosomal large subunit biogenesis.
UGAUAAAGUUUAGUGAUUUUUGAAAAUAAAACUGUUUCUGAUGGUAGCAUAAUAAUUUUAAAACAUAGUGAGACAGCUAUUCGGAACAAUUUGUGAGGAAGUUUCGAGAAAUUCGAAGAGUUGGGAUUGUUGAUAUCGCAAUUUCAGCGGAGCUGUAAAGUUAGUUCGAAAUGGCCGAUACUGCAAAGAAACCCGCCGCCAAGAAGGCAGGAGGUAAGGCUAAAGUUGCCGAAGCCCCAAUCGUCGCCAAGGGUGUGAAGAGUUCCCAGACCAAGGAAGCUAUUAAGGCCCGUAUCCUCAAGGCAAAGGCACAGCGUACUGCCAAAACUGCUCUUCCUUACCAAAAGAAAGGCUACGGUCGUCUGUGGGCUAAGGCCGUAUUUACUGGAUACAAACGUGGUCUGCGUAACCAACACGAGAACCAUGCCAUUCUGAAGAUUGAGGGAUGUCGCAAUCGCAAAAAUGUUCUUUUCUACAUUGGCAAACGCUGCGUUUAUGUUUACCGUGGCAAGGCAAAGCGCAAUGCUCCUGGAAAUGCCGAGAACAAGUCUAACAUCCGCGCCAUCUGGGGUAAGAUCACUCGCUCGCACGGUAAUAGCGGUAGCGUUCGGGCCCGAUUCCGAACAAAUCUGCCAGGUCAUGCUAUGGGACAUCGCAUCAGGAUAAUGCUGUACCCAUCCAGAAUUUAAGUUCAAAAUAAAAACUUUUCGUGUAAAUUUACAAGAGGUUAAAAUAAAAGAAACGGGAGGCAUUCCUAGUGAAAAAUUA